Molecule: messenger RNA, 1977 nt
Organism: Fusarium fujikuroi IMI 58289
Lineage: Eukaryota; Fungi; Ascomycota; Sordariomycetes; Hypocreales; Nectriaceae
Product: probable METHIONYL-TRNA SYNTHETASE, mitochondrial
Exons: 3
Coding region: 1-1977 (658 amino acids)
Biological process (GO): methionyl-tRNA aminoacylation
Molecular function (GO): ATP binding; methionine-tRNA ligase activity
Source: RefSeq, a predicted model, not a curated record
AUGAGGGCCUUCAGGUUUCAGUUGUUACAAGGCGCUCGCCAAAUACAGUCUCGAUUGGCCCGUCAAUCCAACUUGAGCCGCCUAGGAUGUCGAGCCUAUGCGCCAACUUCACAAUGGCGCCGUUCGAAUAGCACUGAGUCGACAGGCAAAGAGAAGCCAUUUUAUGUGACAACGCCAAUCUUUUAUGUCAAUGCUGCUCCUCAUAUUGGUCAUCUGUACACCAUGGUUCUGGCCGAUGUCAUUAAACGAUGGAAGCAAAUCAGCGGCCAUGAGGCCUACCUCGCUACAGGUACAGACGAACAUGGCAUGAAGAUUCAACAGGCAGCUUUGGGGGUAGAAAUACCACCGAAGGAAUUCUGUGACAAUAACGCCCAUAAGUUCAAAGACCUCGCCGAACAUGCCAACAUCUCGCACGAUUUCUUCAUCCGAACCACCGAUCAAGAACAUAAAGACGUUGUACAGCAGUUCUGGCUCCUUCUCAAGGCUCGCGCACCUGAAGGCUUGGGCCUAUACAAGGGGAAGCAUGAGGGAUGGUACUGUGUCAGUGAUGAGUGCUUCUAUCCCGAAGAUCUUGUCCAGUCAAGCAUUUCUCCUCAGACAGGGCGCAAGAUAAUGGUCAGCAAAGAGUCAGGUAAUAAGGUUGAAUGGGUUCGGGAAGAUACGUGGUUCUUCCCGCUGUCCAAGUAUAAGGAGAAGUUGCUUCAGUUCUAUGACGAGAACCCGAAUUGGAUUCAACCAGCUGAUCGUAUGAAUGAAGUGCGCAACUGGGUUCAAGAUCAUCUUGAGGAUCUCUCCGUCACUCGCCCUGCGAAAAGACUGAGCUGGGGAGUCAAGGACCCCGAAGAUCCCGACAAUACUAUCUACGUUUGGGUGGAUGCUCUUGUUAACUAUCUGACCACGUCUGGAUUCGGCACAAAGUGGCAGGUUGGUGAUAAAGAUACGGGAAUAUGGCCAGCAGACAUGCAUGUGGUCGGCAAAGACAUCAUUCGCUUUCAUGCGAUCUACUGGCCUGCUCUUCUCAUGGCCGCAGGCCUUCCUCUACCCAAGAAGAUCCUCUGCCACAACCACUGGACCAUGUCGAACCGCAAAAUGUCAAAAUCUGUUGGCAACGUCGUCAACCCUUUCUUCGCUGUUCAGCGCUGGGGGCUCGACGCUCUGCGAUAUUUUCUCAUGCGGAAUGGUAAUUACAAAAGCGACUCGGACUACGCGAACGAAUCUAUCGCUGCUAUUUACGAGAAGGACCUUCAAGCCAAUAUUGGCAACCUGUUCAACCGAAUUGCUCGAGUCAGGAAGGUUGCAUGGAGUACAAUUGAGGCAGUCGAAUUUGCGAAGGCUGGGAGGUUUGAGAACCUUGGGGAGAUCUUGUCUACAAGUUCUCCUAUCUUUUUAAGUCUCGAGAAGAGUCUGCAAAGCCUACCGGAGGAAAUUCGAACCCAUAUGGAUCAGAAUCAAGUGAACCAUGCCCUACAGCAUAUCUUUUGGCUUCUCCAGGACACCAACCGCUUUGUUUCAGAAACCGAGCCAUGGAAGAUUGUGAAAGAGCAGGAUGCGAAUGCGCGAACCCGCCUCAACUGGGUCAUCUACCGAUCCGCCGAAGCUCUGCGAAUCGCAGGAAUCCUUUUACAGCCCGUCAUGCCCGAAAAGGCUACGCAGCUGCUCGAUGGUCUAGGUGUCAAGCCAGAGCGACGGACUGUCGAGUAUGCUCGCCCUGACGCUGACCUCGAUUAUGGCACAGAAGCUGCAAUUGUGAGUCAAAAGCCUGAUGCCUUUGGUUCUAUGUUCCCUCCUGUCGCGGGCAUUGAGCUGCCUGAUUUUGAAGUUGUGGCUGGGAUGGAAGGGCCAAAGAAUCGAUUGGGUCGUGUGGUGUUGGCAAUGGCGGAGGAGAUUCAAAAGGCUCGAGAGGGGGAGAAAUGGAGAAUAGAGAAAGUGAGACAAAAGAAGCUGAGACUAAAGAAGGAGGCCGAGGCUAAAGAAUGA